AUGUCGUAUAGACUAACCCCCGGUGAAUCAAGCCAGCAGCAGGCGGGGUUCGACGACUACUUUGGCCGCCGCUCUGAUUCGGAGUCUGAAGACCGACUAGCUUCCAAGUCAUCCUCCGAUAUCCUAUCCUCGGCCUUUCGUGGCAUCAAGAGGAUUGCGCCUGGUAGACCACCCAAACUUUCCCUGCGCCGACCCGCCGACGUGGUGGCACCACUCCCUCCCUCGGUUACCUCGAAACUCGGCAAGACAUUCCCAGGCGGCCCACGACUGGAGGCUGGUGGGAUCAGCCAGGAGGCGAGAGAGCCCGGGUCCAGCAUGCUUAUUUACAGCAAUUACAAUUUUUUGGACGUCAAACUGGAGUUGCAGAUUAGGGCACCCGACGGCCACCUCAGCGAACGGACUAUGAGCGGGACAUACAGCCCGCCAGGGUUACGGUUCCCCAACGGCGGCGUCAUCGACACCCAUUUCGUUGUGAGCGGCACUUACCUCACUUCGUCAAAACAGGAAUAUGCCCUCUGGGCGUUGGACCUCCGAAACCUGACGUGGAGCCGUAUCGAUGCCGGCGGCGCCGUGUUUAGCCAGGGCAGCUGGAACCGCGGCGUCUUGUGGAAUAGGCGGAACACCUUCGUCGUUCUGGGCAACAGGAAGCGGAGCCUCGUGGAUGACUAUAAUCACCGCAGGAUCAACUUCAGCAAUGUCUGCAUGGUUGAGCUGGAGGCCUUUGGCUUUUACGACAACCCCCGGAAAACCGCCCCCAUGAGCGGCUUUGUCAGUGCCAGUAGUCCGUACACGGGGCCCGGUUUGAGUCUGGCUCGGAAUCCGGGUUUUACCGCCGGCGGGAGGUCCCACAACCGCGCUGCGGAAGAGCUGGGAGAGAAGGCCCUGGCGUUGAGGGAGCUGGCAGACAUGGAUAUUCUCUGCAUCGGUGGCGAGCGGAUACCAAUCAACUCGAGAAUCGUGGCAAGGAGGUGGGGUCCGUACUUUGUUCAGCUGCUGAGGGAGGGCACGGCGACGCAGGACGGCAGCGACGCAGCUACCCUGCGGUCAAACUCGGUGUCCGGACCCAGCGGCCCGAUCCGCAGCUCCAACCUCACCAUCACCCCCGGGAAUAUGAGCGGCAGCACUUUGUAUUCGCUCGGUGGCAUAAGCAGAAGCGGAACCUCCGGCGCAUCGCCAGCGCCAGUCGACCCCGCCGCUAUCAACACGGCCCCGACACCGCGCACCCUCCCCCCAAACAGUCGGCCACGGUGUCUCUAUCUCCCGCACACCUACCUCACCCUCCAAGCCCUCUUGCAUUUCCUCUACACCUCCAGCCUCCCGGCACCCUCCUCCCCGCUCUGCACCCCCCAAAUCCUCUGCAGCCUCCUCCAAAUCGCCUGCCCCUACCGCGUCGACGGUCUCGUCGAGGCCGUCAUCGAGCGCCUACACGGCCUCCUAGACAGCCGCAACGCCGCCGCCCUCCGACGCCGGCGGGUGCCCGGCGGGCGGGCGGCCUUGAGCAUCAGCACCGUCUGUCCCCUGGCGCGCCCGCCCAGCAAGUGGAACGAGCUUGAGACGCGCUACGGGCGAAGUGUCAGCGGGAGUGAGUGGAGCACGUCGGAGGUGGGUGAUAGCGAGCGUGGUGGUGCCGACAGGGAGAUCUGGUCUGGGGAGCUGAGCAGUGUCAUUGGCUUGCAGAAGAGGGGGUUGAGGGGGUUGAUGGAGGGGAGGAGGAUGAGGGAGCGCACAGGGACGGGCGGUGGUGGGGGUGGGCCGUUGAGUGCGGGCGGGAGUGGGAGUGGUGGGCAGGGGGGUGGCGGUGGUGUUGGUGGGGGGCAGCAGUAUGGCCAGGGGAGGGUCGGGUUGGGGAUUGGAGCUUCGUAA
Messenger RNA from Chaetomium globosum CBS 148.51, 1863 nucleotides. RefSeq lists its product as uncharacterized. Lineage: Eukaryota; Fungi; Ascomycota; Sordariomycetes; Sordariales; Chaetomiaceae. The transcript is spliced from 3 exons. Bases 1 to 1863 code for a protein of 620 amino acids. Gene Ontology annotation, cellular component: cytosol; mitochondrion. The record is from RefSeq and is a predicted model, not a curated record. Gene Ontology annotation, biological process: cell redox homeostasis.